UGGCAAUCAAAUUCUAUUUGAAUUUCGAAAUUUCGAUAGAGACGAAAAUAACCUUCUAAGUGUUCUAUAAUUACGAAAUUGUCCUUACCCUAGACUUAAACCCCAUAUUUUCUUCCUCCAUCCCUUCUCUGCUAAAUUCUGUCUGAUCUAAAAAAUCAACGAACACAAAACUCAUCAAAGCUCCUCAAAACCCUAAACACAGUCUCUCCAUCUUCUUCAAUCUCUCUCUCGUUCGGAUUCUCAUCUCUUCUUCUGGUUUCAGAUUGAGUCUUGUUACUGUGUUUCAUAAGACUAUUGAAGUUAAGAUGUCUGGAGCAUUGAAUAUGACUCUUGAUGAGAUUGUUAAGAGGGGUAAAACUGCAAGGUCUGGGGGAAGAGGGAUUUCUCGUGGGCGUGGUCGUGGACGUGGUGGUGGUGGAAGAGGAGCUGGACCUGCUAGAAGAGGUCCUCUUGCUGUGAAUGCUCGUCCAUCAUCUUUCACCAUUAACAAGCCUGUCCGUAGGGUCAGGAGCUUGCCAUGGCAAAGCGGUUUGUUUGAAGAUGGCCUAAGAGCUGCCGGGGCAUCAGGAGUUGAAGUUGGAACCAGGCUCCAUGUUACAAAUCUGGACCAGGGUGUGACAAAUGAAGAUAUAAGGGAACUCUUCUCUGAGAUUGGGGAGGUAGAGCGUUAUGCGAUUCAUUAUGACAAAAAUGGGCGUCCAAGUGGCACAGCUGAAGUGGUGUAUCCAAGAAGAAGUGAUGCAUUUCAAGCUCUGAAGAAAUAUAACAAUGUGCUAUUGGAUGGAAGGCCAAUGAGACUUGAGAUUUUGGGUGGCAACAAUUCUUCCGAGGCUCCUUUAUCUGGUCGUGUGAAUGUGAAUGUCACUGGACUCAAUGGAAGGCUGAAGAGGACGGUUGUUAUCCAAGUUAGAGGUGGGAGAGGAGGAAGAGGUCCAGCUCCUACUGUCAGUCGCCGCCUUCCAAUUCAUAACCAGCAGGGAGGAGGGAUGAGAGGAGGAAGAGGCGGGUUUCGUGCUAGAGGGCGUGGUAAUGGUGGCCGUGGUCGUGGUGGUGGAAGAGGAAAUGGAAAGAAGCCAGUGGAGAAGUCAGCUGCUGAUCUUGACAAAGAUCUUGAGAGCUAUCACGCUGAUGCCAUGAACACCUCUUAAAUCGUGUUGUGUUGUUCUUACUAAACUAGUUUCAGAUGAAAUCAUGCUUCUCUUUUUUUCAUGCUCUUCGUUGGUUUUGUUGGAUGUUGAUUGUAAAGUAAAUGGAAGCCUUUUAGAAUCUAGCUGUCUUAAAUUUUCUUUUAUAUAAAGAGUGAUUUAAAGUUACC
Arabidopsis thaliana (thale cress) is the source of this 1315-nucleotide messenger RNA. RefSeq names its product ALWAYS EARLY 4 (gene ALY4). Gene Ontology annotation, cellular component: nucleoplasm; nucleolus. Lineage: Eukaryota; Viridiplantae; Streptophyta; Magnoliopsida; Brassicales; Brassicaceae. Gene Ontology annotation, molecular function: RNA binding; nucleic acid binding. The coding region runs from base 306 to 1148 and encodes 280 amino acids. The transcript is spliced from 7 exons. The record is from RefSeq and is marked reviewed.